AUGCGGCCGCCUCGUGUCCCGGGCGAUGCGGCCGUUGCCACCAACAAAAUGGAAAUGAAAGAGAUUGCUAAAUACAAGACUCUAUGGAAAAUGAACUCAACCAGUGAACCUUUAUUUGUUACUGGCGUAAAUGGCAAUCCUUUGAAAAAAUUCACCAUUCCCAAGAUCAGGAGGACAGCUGGGAAAGUUUACUUGUCACCUUGUUACACCAAUACUAGAGAGUAUAGUUUCAUACAUGAUACUCUCAACGAGUGCCGGCUUGAUGUAAGCCGUGACCUACAGUCUUCAUGGCAGUUUGGGGAUACAAAAGUGAUUCACAAUGAGGGUCUGGAAAAAAAAUUUACUUCUAAGAGGUCAGAGAUGCGUGAGAGUGGAAGGCAUGGCAGAGAACUUGAAGAACAUUUCUGCUUUUUAGCACUUCCUCAGAAGGAUGUGACUAAGAUAUAUCACAGUGGACUAAGUACCAAAGCAUCUUCGUUGAGAAUACUAGGAAACCCUCUUCUUGGAAUUUAUAUAUUUAGACAUAUUGAUGUUGCCUUGAAUUAUGCUCACAGUAGAAGCAUUAUUGUAGAAAGUAUUAUCAUGUUUAAGGUUCUUUUUGGAAAAGUGAAGAAAAUUCAGCCUUCACUAGAUAAAAGCAAAGUUUCUUUGGAUCCUUCUCCUAACUUUGACUGCCAUAUGUCAAGAAAUACACCUUCUCUGAAGGAUACCAUUGAACUCCAAGCCUACAGUUCAGCAGUAUACUUGUAUGAAUAUAAUAUUCUUUCAAAGCCAGUAGAUAAACCUAGGCAGUGUCUUCCAUAUGCAAUAGUAACAGUAAAAUUUAUUGGUCAAAAAGUAGAUAAUGGACACUUCAUGACACCUUUGAGACCCCUCGCAACAGGAUUUCCUAGGAGAACUGAAAGAACAUGCUCUCUGAAUAACUGUACAGUGGCCAAAAGAAUUGGAAAAGGAAAAGAUGCUACUGUCAUCUUUGAGCAUUUCAGGAAACCUAUAGAUCCAUUUGUUCAGGAAAAGUGUUCAUGCAAUGCGUCAAAUUCAGAAAUAAAUCCUUCCAACUCAGAUAUUUCUAAUUCCUAUGGAAAUAUGCAAAAUGGAAACAUUUCUGUAAUUGAAACAUACAGUGGACAUAUGGAGUACAAUUCAGCAGAAUGCAGAGACACUUCUCAGUUACCUGCAUGUGAUUCAGGCCUUUCAUUUAUUCCCAGUGAUACCAGAGAAAGUGUUAAUAAUGGUGACCUCCUAAAUUUGACAUAUGUUAAAGCUAUUUUAAGUAGUCUUGCUGCUGCUUUCCCCCUUCAUAACAAUACUGACUCAAGCACGGUUAUUACUUCAAAACUCAUCAAAGACCCAAGACUGAUGAAGAGACAAGAAAGCAUGGGAAAACAUAAUACUGUUACAGGUUUAAGUGAGAUUUUGCCAUUUGAGAAGAGUUUAGAUUUUGUUAAUUCAGAAACAAACUUGUCAUCUAUGCCAGCUAAUCCUGCCUCCACAUCUGAAGGCAUGCCUGGUGAUCAGACUGUUGUUACUAAUUAUUUGGAUGCCUCUUGCUUCAGAAUUUCUUUGGAUGAUCCACAAACCCAGGCUCACAACCUGGGCUCUAAGACCUAUGAUUGUACAGGUUCCAAUAAAAUUACCAUGGCAGGACAAUGUGAGAACCAGGAUGAUUUUUCCUUCCCAAUGUUUUUGUCAAGUGUAGCUCCAGAAGUUGAAAUCCAAAAACACAAGGAAGAAAAAGCUCAGAGAUCCCAGCAGAGAGACACCAUCCCAUUUUUAACUGAUGAAAGCAGUGAGUCACAUGACUCUUAUGAAUCAGUGAAUACUUGUACAGACAAGUACAGUGGUCCCAUCUCUCCAGAAUCACAGUUUUCUAAUUUUAAAACUGAAUAUGAGACUGGUCACCAAAUGUCUACACUUUUUCCACUCCAAAGUGAAGAAAGUGUACAUGAGUACAUUCAAAAUACUGGAAAGAUGAGAAACUUCACCGACCCAGAAGACAAUGCCAAAUAUGAAGAAAAGCAAAGUUUGUGGAAAGGAAGUGAUCAUUCUUUUACUAAUAAAAGAAAAAUCGGUCCAAUAGAUAAUUACAUUUCUUUGAACCAAGAUGACAAAGAGGUUGAGAGUCUUGAUUUUUUGCAGAAAAAUUGUGAUCAAAUAUUAAUUACUCAAGGGUUAGAAAAACCAAAAUCUUUGCCAUUUACCACAGAGAAUAAGUAUGAGCUAAGUCACCUAGCACUGGAAAUACAAAACAGUCUUACUCCAAGAGUGGAGAAACUUCCAUCGAAGCCUCCUAAAAACUCUUUAGAGUAUAAAGAUAAUAUUCAUACAAAUUUUGCCAUUUCUCAAAAACCACUGGAGCCGAAAUUGGAAAAACCAGAUCAAAACUGUAUUAGCAUUAUGGCUGAUGCUUUCAAGGAAGCAGGAGACAUUCCCCAGACCACACAACUACCAGCUGUUACUUCAUGUCAUGAUAUUAAAACAGCUCAUAAUGCAAAUUGCAACAUAACUAGAGAACAUACAUGUGUUCAAAGGAGAAAUGAAUAUGAGCCAGUGUCCCUAAAAGACAUUCAAAGAGACUGCAAAGAAACUCCUCUAAUUAACAAUAAAGGUCAACAUCAUACUCAGUUCUGUAUUGCACAGUUGAACAAUGGUGUGCACCUGAAUACUGAUUUCAGAGAACAAAGAGAUAAUGAUAAAGAAAACCAGAAGGAGGCUGAAAUGGAGAACAUUGCUUCAUCUAUAGGAAACAACAUAGGGGAUAUAUAUGGAGAUGAGGAGCAGAGUUUUCAGACACACAAAACAAAAAUUUUUAUCAACAUAGGUGAAAGGCGGGUGAAUAAAGAUGACAAUGGCAUUGAAAUUCUGAGUUCUGAAGCAUUUUCUCCUGCUUUUAACUUAACUAGUGGGAUAAAACAUGUAUGCACUGAGUCUGCAUCACUAGAAAGUGAAGAUCCCAUUACUAUCAUGAAAGAAAAAGAUAUUCAAAAUACUGAAAGGACUGGAGAGCAUUUGAUUUCCACAGCAUUUCUCCAAGUUGCAAAUUCUUCGUUACAUGUAGCCUCACGUGCUGCAGUUGAGAUAGCUGAUGCUGCGUUGCCUGUGGUAAGCACAAAUCCUGAAGAUCACCAAAGAUCCCAGUUUAAAAAAACUUGUUCUUCUGAGAGUCCAGAUUUUGGUUUGUUAAGCAAACUUAAGGUUUCUGCUUGUGAAAUAGAUACAGAUAAAAAUCGAUGCCACAACUCAUUUCAUCAAUCAGUAAGUGACAACUCAGUUCUUCAAAGUUUCAAAUUGGAUAAUGAGACUGAAGUACGAUCAGAAGAGAGUGAUGAUGCUUUUCUUGUGAGUAUUCCACAGGAUACUCAUAGCCCAGAAAAUGUACUUUAUGAAAAAUUCGAGGACUCCUAUGAGGCUCUGAAGUCUCGCAUCGAUUGGAAAGGUCUGUUGGGAAGCAGUAAUGGGGAGAUGGAAGUUUUGAAAAGCACCACAAGAGGUGAGAAUUGGGACCAGCAUUCCUCUGAGGAACACAGUUGUGUUUUUUCCUCUACACAAAAAUACAAAGCAGAGCUCGUCAAACCAAUUUUACUUCCUGAUCUGCAAGUUACGAUUACUAAUACAUUUAUGAAAGGAUUCAGUUCUACUGUUGAGUCCCUUGCAUCGAAAGAUGAUUUCUGCAAGUAUGUAACUGAAGCCACAAAAUCAGAAAUAAAUGAGGAGGAGGAAGAAGUUCUAGAAUUUGAAAUUCAUUCUCAGUGUUCUGGUGAAAAUUCAGAUCGUCCCUCUGAAGGUGAAUUUGGUAAUAUAAGGCAAGACUCUGGACUAACAAGUAAAUCUGAAACUUCACUUUCUUUUGACUUGAGUCAUAAUAUGCAUGUGAAUCACAUGUCUGAAAAACAGAACAGAUCUUUGCUAACUGAACCUUCUGAUGUCACAACAGUAAAUAACAAAAACAGAUGUUCCCUUACAAAGUCAAAAACCAGUGGUAAUGAUACUAGAAGUAAAAAGGAGACAGAAGCAAGAAUUAGCAAAAGAAAGCCCGGUACACCUUUCAGAGACCAGAACAUACCAGAUAAAAAUUUAAGACAUCACAAAAUUUGUGAGAAGAGGAGGAAGCUAACAAGUCAAGACUCAUUGGAAUGUUUUUUUUCGUUAUCCCAAGAACGAAUUAAAACCUUUACACAGUCAGAAAAACACAUUAGAAGUGUCCUGGAUAUUCUAAAUAGUGAAGCAUCUUUAUGUAAAAGCAAACGUCUUUCCAGAAAACUUGACAGAGCCGUUCUUCAUUUAAAAAAAGCUCACAGAAGAGUUCACACGUCUUUGCAGCUGAUAACUAAAGUGGGAGAAAAAAGAAGGGGCCCUUUACCAAGAGCAUAUGCAGUAAUAUGCAAUAGUUUCUGGGAAAGUUGUGACCUUCAAGGUUAUAGUUCUGUGUCUGAAAGAAAGUAUUAUUCCACUAAACAUCUUCUGUCAAAAAGAAAAUACAAUAAACCUGGAGAGAAUAGAGCUUUGGGAUUUGAAGUUGAUAAAUCGUUAACUCAUGUAUCAAAGCACAAGUUUUAUAGAACAAGUAGAGAGAGACUCACAGAGUGCCUUUCUGAAAAUGUGUCCAGUGUCUCCAGAAGUCACUCCACAGUUCACAUGAGAGAAUAUUGUGAUCAAGUGUGUCCGGAAUCACAGUUAGCCCUGUGCUCCGUGUCUGAAAGUACAAGUCAAUCAGCUUUUACUAACAGUUUGAGAAAUCCCAAAUCAUCAGAAGAAUUUCAGCCCUUUUCUAGAAAAACCGGAUGUCUCUUUUCCCCAGACUGCCCAGAUGAGAAACUAACUAAAAAAGAAAAUCGAACUGAUACAGAGUUUUCAUCUAACAUUAGUAAAUAUGAAAAACUUGAGAACCAUUCAGCACUUGAUAAUAUUAAGUAUACAACAAAAGUAAACAAUUCUGAGGCUAAAGAAAUAAUGAGUAAAAGAAAUUUGAUAUCUUUAAGUUGCAUAAAGGAAAACAACAUAAGUUUUGGUGUGGACCAAAAUUAUGAUGCAACUUGUAUAGCCCACAAAAAAGUGAAAACUGACAUAGUUAUUUCUGUCUUAGAAUCAAAGGUGUGGCAUUUUUUUAACAUUGAUAUCCACAAACCAAACAACCUUACUUUAUCUGGUUAUAAAAUAAACCUGGAGGUAAAUUUUCCUGUAGAAAAAUGGAUAACUCCUAAGGAGAUCUCCAAACCAGGCAUUAUUACAGGAAACUUCCUUAUGGAUCCAUUAAGUAGAACUCUGAUAACAAGCAAAAAGUCUAACAGUAUUCCUCAAUUGCUAUCAAUUGCAGCAACAGACAGUGAGGGAGAAUUUUCAAAGUCUUCCAUGGCUGAACAGAGCAUUACUGCUGUAGAGUUUUCAGCAGUGUCUACCAUUGCACCACACUGUGUGCAAGGAUGUGGUGGAAAUGAACUUCAAAAGACAGACUCUUGUUCUUCAAGUAAAUGCGUUCAUAUCAAUGGGAAUGAAACAGAUGUUGAGAAUUCUGAGGUGACUGUCCCAUCAGAAACUGAAGAAAGUAAAGACAUCACGAUGAAAGUAUUUUCUGAUGAUAGUUUUCUGCUCGUAAAAGACAACAUAAAGGGCUCUUCUUCCCAAGAAGGUAUUGCAGAGAAAGACAUUCAGGACAGAGAAAUGUGGAAAGAUAAACAAGCAGAAAAAGGAAAGGAUUCAGUUCACAUGAACAUGACUGAAGCAUCAAGUGUUAAGACUGAGGACAAAGGUCAAAAGAAUAAGAUAUUAGAAGGCUCCUCCUGCUUAAGUGAGAAAAUGAUGAAAAAUAACUUGAUUGAUCCUCAUGUAAAGAUUAAAAAGGCUACUGAGGCAAUCUCUUUGAGAAACAUUGCUUCUAAUCAGCUUAACAAAAGAAAGAAGGAGGAGGGAAAAGGUAGUCAUGACUCUCAGUGUGACUCCUCAUUACAUUCAGAAAUAGCCUGUGACUCCAAACCAGGCAUUACAGGAAGGAAUCAUAUGCCUCAUCUGCGUGCCCAGUCUGAACCCUCCAAAGUCUCUCCUCCUCCGAAGAAGAAGUCUACGUCAUAUAUGAAUGAAUUCAAAGAAAAACAUUGUUCAAGUAAUAAUUUGGCUCCUAUAGUUAAGCUCACUCAAAUUUUGAGGAGAGCAAAUGAAACGUCAUCUGUACAGAUUCUGCAGGAAGAAACUGAAGUUUGUCUAAAUAUUCUCCCAUUGUUUGUUGAAGCUUUUGAAAGAAAACAAAAAUGUUCAUUUAAACAAAUCUUGAUUUUAAGAGACCUAUUAGUAGAAGAAAACCUGUGGGGUAACUGCAGACACAGAUUAAAACCGUGUGCUGUUGAUUCCUUGGUAGAACUCCAGAUGAUGAUGGAAACUAUUCAGUUCAUUGAAAACAAAAAAAGGCUCCUAAGAGGUGAACAAACAUUCCGGAGCUUUCUCUGGUAUGAUGAGACACUGUACAGUGAGCUGCUUGGCAGACCACGUGGAUUUCAGCAACAAUCCAAUUUCUAUCCGGCUUUUCAAGGCAGAUUAAAAUAUAAUGCCUUCUCCGAGCUGCAAAACUAUCAUGAUCAAUUAAUUGAACUGUUUGAAGAAAGCAAAAGGAAAAAUAAUUCAUACUACACAUACUUAAAAUAUAAGCGACAGAUUGAUGAGUGUGAAGCAGUAAUGAAGCAGUGUUCAGAUUGCUUUGACUUUUCUCUUUCUGUGCCACUCACCUGUGGAGUUAACUUUGGAGAUAGUUUAGGAGACCUAGAAACCUUGAGGAAAAGCACACUAAGCCUGAUCAGUAUGUAUGGGGACUGUCCCCAAAAUGAUUCCUGUCCAGGAAAACAAGACCAUCUGUGGAUUAUCAUGGAAAUGAUCUCCUCAAAAGUUAAUUUUAUCAAGAGUAAUGAGGCAGUAAAUAUUAAAAUAGCUCUUUAUGGUCUGGAACAUAUCUUUUUUGAUGCUUCAAAAAGUCUUGUUUGGAAAGAAAAGAGACAGUCUUUCUGCAAAAAAUACUCCGAACAGAAUAAAGAAAUGCUACUUAGAAUGAAUCAAUGUGCUGUUUCUAAGUUGCAGAAGAUAUAUGAUACAUUGUCCAAAGAUUUAAGCAGUGAACAAAUUUCCACUAUUGGACUUGAGGAGGAUUCAGUGAUUGCUUCCAGAAAGUCAAAUGCUGUAGUAAACAAAGCAAUAAUUAGUGUAGAAAACUCUAGGCUUAACGGUACUUUGCUUUCACAUCCAGAUAUCUGUUGUGUUAGUGAAAUAUUGGAUCAAGCUGAAUUUGCAGAUGUGAAAAAAUUACGGGAACUCACUUUGAGAUGUACCGAUGACUUAGAAAUUUUAAAAAAAUGUUUUCAGUUCCUGCAAGAAGACAGCAUAGAUAGUAUUUUUAUCACCGAAGAAAAUAGUUUGAACAUGAUGAAAAACUACAGCCAUAAGGCAGUAAUUUUAAAACCUGCAGCCGUUGAAACCUAUAUUGAAAUCGUCAUGCUCUCAGAAACAAUUCAGUUUCUUAAAAACUCAGUGGCGAAGAAACUAGACAGGCAGCGGUUUCGAAGUCUGCUUUGGUUUGAUUUGUCACUUCUCCCUGAACUGGUUCACUGCCAAGAAAAAAUGACUUCUUUCUCAUUUCUAAAAGGUAAUCCAACAGACUGUCUUGGGAAGGUGAUAGAGACUGCUAUUUCUGAGCUUAAGAAAGAUCUGGAUAUUAUCUACAAAUACAAUGAAGCUGUUAACGGCUCCUAUGCUCUUCGUUUGCUGUCAAGAGAACUUGAAGAACUUUCAGAAAUAAAAAAACUUAUUGAGGAAUCGAAGUAUUCCGUUUCCACAUACAUCAACUUUGUGCCAUGUAUAGCAUCCAUAAAUUAUGGAAGCACUGUGACAGAAUUAGAAUACAACUACAGUCAGUUUUCCACACUGCUUGGAAGUAUAACAGCCACCCUUCGGAAGGAUUUAGGGAAAAUGGUCCAUAUUAUGAAAAUCAUGAAAACGAUUGAACAUAUGAAGAUAAUAUGUGUUAAAAAUGCUCAGUUAACCAUUUCCUUUAUCCUAUGCCAAAUGCUGCACAACAGAAAGAAGACUUUGCAACCAAAGAGAAAGAAAAAUGCGAAUAUUCAUGUAAAACGUAGGAAGAGAAUCAAAAAGUCCAGUACCUGUAGGAAGGUGCCUUUAGUUUCAGAGUACAUAAUUAAAAAUGUUUCAAAUUCCUCUAAAAAGCGACCUAUCACUGUAGACACAUGUGGAGACUCUGAGGAACAAGAGAAAAGUACUGCUGUUCCCAGUUGUAAAAAACAAAAGGUUAGCAUGAAACAUGUCACAGAAAUCAAAAGCGAAAAGUCAACAUUCAAGCAUGCAAGGGCUAUGAGAUCUCAUUCUGAAAGUGAAAAUGAAAUAGAACCAGAUUCAUCUGACAGUCUGAAAAGAAGCCACGUCUCUCCUAAACAAGUUGAAACUCAAAGAUCACUACCUUUAAUGAACCUGAAAGAUUCAGAAGACGAAACAGAUUUAACUGAUACUUCAUUUGCUACUUCAGAAGAUUUCACCAGGCAACAAGCGAACAUAAGUAGCACAAAGAAAAGAAAUAUAAAUUUUAGUGCUGCUGAAACAAAAAGUGAGAAGAAAAAUUGUUCUUUGGCAAUUUUUGACCAGAAAAGUGUAGAUGGCACAUUUUCAAAAGACCAGAAGAUGCCUCCACAGAAAUUUCUUAAAAAUCUUUCAGAUACUACAGAGAAAUCCUGUCCCUCAGACAUAAAACCAGGAACUGAUGCUUCUCUUUUGCUGAAUGCAUCAGAACCUAUUUUCCGUUUUGUGAGUGAUAGCCAUGCCAAUUUAGAAAUGAAUGACACUGACUUUGAACUUCAAGAUAAUGAAAUAUUAAAUUCAUCCAUUAAUUCUACAUGCACCAGUUCUCCAGAACCCAUGCAUAUCCAGAACAAAAUUCCUGUUGUGCAAAUAAAUAAAGCACGACCUGCAAAGACUGAGUCAAAAGAAAAAUACAUGAAGGACACAUUGAAUUUCAAUACUAUACCUGUAGAAGCCUCUGAGAACAUCACCCUUAGUGUGAAUCAAACAGUAGAAUGUUCUUUGUCUGAACAGCAGAAUUCAAAAGUCUUAACUCAGAAUGCUGCCACAUACUUGAAUGAAAUUCCACAGUCUAUGUGUACCCUAGAGUAUGACUUUGUUUCCGGGUACUCAUUUGAAACUUCAUAUCCUUACUAUUCUUGGUGUGUUUAUCGUUACAGCAGCAGCAAUGACAGUUCCAUCACCCAGACAUACCAAGGAAUAACAUCCUAUGAAGUACAGCCAUCUCCUUCUGGGAUGUUGACUGCAGCUACAAGUAAUAGUCAGAAUACCCAUUCUCAUCUUUUGUGCUCUCAAUAUUUUGAAUACUUUGCUGGGGAACCACAAGCAAAUGACUUUGUGCCAGUGAGUGACUAUUUUCCACCUCAAAUGCCUGUUUACAAUUUUCAGCAGCCAGUUUUUUCACAGUAUACUCCCCAUCAACCAUUCACUGCAUACCCUUGUGCUCCUGAUUCUGGUGCGCUUCUAGAAGUUCCUUGGACUUAUGAUCCUUGCCAUCAAGAACCCUUUCAGCCAGGACACUGA
Messenger RNA from Rangifer tarandus platyrhynchus (Svalbard reindeer), 9588 nucleotides. The record is from the annotation of a GenBank genome assembly. Lineage: Eukaryota; Metazoa; Chordata; Mammalia; Artiodactyla; Cervidae.